AUUGGAGCCAGUUGUGAAUUUUCUUUUCUAUUGCUAGGCUAUCCAGACUGAGCGCAUCAGUGUGUAAUUUGGCGCUAGUAGACCUGCAGCCCUGCAAGGAGUCUCCCUCCUCCCCUCACUGUCUCUGGGUGUCUCCCCAGUUGAAAGUCUGCACUUAUCGCCCAGGUGUGACAUUUUUGGAGUGCCUCAUUGGAACCGCAACCUGCUGAGAAGAUGACGGACUCUACAUUGCCGGACUCCACCGCCGUCCCGGACCAGGUUGUAGUAGACCCCACGGCGUUGAACGGGCAGUGCGAGGAGACGGGCUCCCAGCAGCAUCAGCAGCAGCCCAACACAGAAAGCCAGGGAGAGGGUUUCAAGAUGGACCAGGAGAUGAAGAUAACAGACAGCAUAGAGGACGGAGGUCUUCUGGAAAGCAGCAUGCGUCUGAAGCCUCAUGAAGCACAGAGCUACCGAAAGAAAGCUCUGUGGGUGUCUUGGGUGUCCAUAGUGAUCACAAUCAUCCUGGCCAUCGCUGCUUUCACUGUUUCCAUCAUGCGCCACAGUGCUUCAGCUUUUGGAUUUGCUUUUGAUGCCACGCUGGAUGUGUUGUCCUCUGUCAUUGUACUGUGGCGGUACAGCAACGCUGCAGCCGUCCACUCAGCACACCGCGAAUACAUAGCCUGUGUUAUCCUGGGCGUGAUUUUCAUCCUGUCCUCCUUGUGCAUUAUGGGUAAGGCCAUCCAUGACCUGGCCACCAAGCUGCUACCUGAAGUGGAUGACUUCCUGUUCAGCGUGUCUAUCGUCAGCGGCUUGGUGUGCAUCACCCUGGCUGUGAUCAAGUUUAUGCUUGGCAAAGUGCUCACGAGCCGGGCCCUCGUCACCGAUGGAUUCAAUUCCCUGGUGGGGGGAGUCAUGGGGUUCUCCAUCCUCAUCAGUGCUGAAGUGUUCAAGCAUGAACCCCAGGUGUGGUACCUGGACGGGACAAUAGGUGUCCUCAUGGGUCUUAUCAUCCUCGCUUAUGGGGUCAAGCUGCUGCUCGACAUGGUCCCACGGGUCCGACAAACCAGGAACUACGAGCGUUUUGAGUGACGGACCACUGAGGAAAGAAAGAGGGAGAAGACAAGGGUUUGAGAGGGAUGGAAAGGGGGCUGAUAGACUGACUGACAGGAGAGGGACAGGGGUUACAGUUCCCACAGUCUCAGACGAUCACAUUCAUUCCCAAAGGUGCCGGCGGAGGCUUCAGUGUCUGUACAGUCCUCCCAUUCAAAGAUUUGAACUGUGUAUCCAGGCUGAUGAUGGCAGUGCGGGUGGAUACAAUUAUUGGCGCCUUUUAAGUGUGUUACAAUUUGGUGUACAUAUUAUAUAUUUAUCUGUCUUUUAACAGUGAAUGGGGCAGUCUGUUCUUUCAUGCCUCUAUAUUUAAACAAGAGGGUUAAAAAGAUAAAGGGGGUUAAUUGUGAAAGGGAGUUAAACUAACUUAAAAAAGUUUUUGACUCAGUUGUAGUAGAGACUGAGACGAGCUUGGACUGCAGCGUGCAGGAGACAUAUGGACCCAGAGAGUCCAUAACUCCUUAGAAGCAACAGAUUUUUGUACAGCAAGUUGAUGUACAGUACCUCAGUUACACCUCAUCGCCCUGUCAAAACGCAGCAGUUUAUUUUUUCCCAUGGUUGCCAGAGGCCUUUGCUCAGCUGUGCUAUAAAAUGUUGCAGUGUGGCAGGUCACACUGAUUGAUGUAGCUGAUGUAGCAGUGCAGUAUUAAUGGUGUUUUACCUUUUAUAUGACCAGAGAGGAUAUGUCAAUACAAGGCCCAUUUGGCAUUGGGAGCAGGUAUAUAAGCACACACACACACACACACACACACACACACACACACACACACACACACACAAACACAAAGGAUCAGUAACAUGUGAGUUGCUGUUUGCAAUAUUUAUCUAGACUGUUGUGGCGGGAGCAGAAGCCUGGAGUGGGCACAGUUUCAGCAACCUAAUGCCAGUGCCCGCUUACAGUCCUGGAGGAUAAAAAUCCUGUUUUUGGCCUCCAUUCACUUAGAGAGUCAUGACCUGGCUCGGCAUCCAAUUCACUGAACAUGUAAUAGAAGGAAAAUAGCAAAAGCUAGCUCAGCUACUGAGCUCCAGCUAUUUUCCUUCUCCUUGUGAAAGCUUGAUUAGAGCAGCUUUAAGGUUAUGCGAAAUAUUUUUGAUUUAAACCAAAUUUGUCUUAAAGGUUUGCACUAAGCAAUGUGGACUGAUGUGUAAACUUUUUAACUUAAAAGUUAAAAAAAAAAGUUGUUCAUUUCAUUUGUUAGAGAACAUUUUUAACAUAAAUGUUGCCAUUUGAUGCAUUGUACCCGAGUUAGCCUUAGGCUAAUUUAGAUCUGCAGUCCAUAGGAAAGGAGGAAGAGGAAAGGCAAUCAAUUGUGUGUAUAUACCCUUAUUUCACAUUACACAACAACUAGAUGAGCAAGACAGAAGGAAAUCAGCAUUACAGUGACUGUGAAAGAAAGAAAAGGAGAGAGAGAGCUGGUAAGGAAGGAACAGAAAGGAGUGAUUGUGAUAGACGUGGAGUAAAAAGGGGCAAGCAGACAGGUUGAACACGCUGCACAAAUCAUGGCUUAAGGUUGCCACCUUUUUUGUUUUUGAAGUUAAAGUGACAAACCCAAGAAUAUCAUUUGUACAUGCACAACUUGCACCAUCUACUGACCAGAAGAGGUACCUUAAGACAAAGCUCUGCACCCAGUCUUAAGACACUUUAGGUCAAAGAAAAGCUUUUUAAAUCAUAAGACAAAAGAAAAAGUUUAUUCCUGCACACUGUCAGCACUCAUAAAAGAUACAACUUUUUGGUCAUGGAUCAUCAUCAGGCUUCAAAUUUACAAUAUCAAACAACAACUUUAUACUAAAGUAAAAGGCUGCAAGAGCCAAUACAGGAGCUAGAUCUCAAACAGCUGUGAGAGUUACAACAUCAAUAAAUAAAAACAUCCUUAAAAUUAGACAAACAAUAUAUGUCAAGAUCUACAGAAUCCUAAUAAAAUAAUAACCCGUCAAAUUAAGGAUGACAAGGUAAUUAUCUUGUAAUGUUUAUGUCCUCUUUAUCUCCAACGCUGAGGUAAAGUGACGUAGAAAGCACCAGUAGAGCUUCUGCGUGAUGACACCAUUUUGUAAACAGCCAUAUUGAGAAAUCCAGAGAGUUUUGUGGAGCUGAUAGUUAGCUUUUAUCAACUCAUUUUGCAAUGACUGAAAUGUAAAGGACGUUCAUUAAUAUAGGUUAGUUGUGCACUAUAGCUUUAAGCUUAAUUUAAUGAAUAAUGUUUAGGGAGGGAGCAUCACACAAGGUUUCAGUGAUUUCAUAUCUAUUUGUCUUUGGAAGCUGAAAGGGCUGCAGCUUUUCUUUUUUUAACAACCAAUGGGUUGUUUUCAUUUAAGCCUGACCAGGAACCGGAAAGACACCAUGGUCUGGUUCCAGGGCAUAAGUACUCCCCAUAGUUCAAUCCUGGUCUUCAUAUACUGUAGAUAUACAGUAUAUGAGGAUAUAUACCAGGAUUGACAUUAGUUAUUGGAAUCUGUUUGAGUUUGGAAGCUUGGCCUUUGUGGUCUUUCCUUGUUUCCAGCAUGGCACAUGUCCCAGCACAUAUUUAGGAUUUGGUUCUUGGGUUUGUAACCUAGUAUGGCUAGUGUCAUAAAACUAGUUUGGUUCCUUUCCUCUUGUCUUGAUAUCUGAUGAAGGACCAUGACCCAAAAGUAUCCUUAAUGAGCUGACAGUAUGCAGAAAGGUUUCAGUAUUAAAUAGUUUAUAUUUCAAUUUAAUAUCAUACUGUGAAUGCUUCCACUUUCCAGCUAUUUCAGUACUGAUGGUUAGUUAUUGAUAGGAGACGUUGGUCUUCUGCAGAGCUACUCAGACUGACUGGGAAACAAGAUGCAGGAAUCCACUACCAGAGUGUCGCCAAACUGUUCUGAAGUGUACACUGAAAUUGGAUGUCUGUUAAACGUUGCUUUGGUUUUGUCCCUUUUACUGUUUUUGUACGUGAUGCCUGGUGGUUGUUACCACUGCUGGCUCCCCAUCAAUGAAACUGGUUCCAACACACACACUGCAGUGAUGGUUUUGGACAACAGACAAGUCAACAUUGAUCUUGAUAUCGUGUCAACAGUCAAUAUGUGUCCUCUCUUAUCUGGAACGGCUGUUUGUUUUGGUAUUUAUAAGGGAACUCUUUAUUUUUCUGGUGAAUUAUGUUGACUUGUGGAGUAAUAACAUAAGUAAUGUGGAUUGAUGUUAAUCAUUUACUAAAGACCUUUUUACACAAGAUUUUGACUUGUCUGGUGUUCAUAGAUCCUAAACUUGUCUUAAAUGCACCAUCAACUCAACUCUUUGCCCCACUAUGGCUGCCAGUCGGAGUGGCCAAUUUUUCUGUUCUAAUGGUGUUUGCUUUUACCUUGAAAUGUUGAUGUGAAAUGGAAAAGCACAAAAUAGAGUUUAGUGAAGCACAGUGGCUACUGAACCGCACCCAGGCAUUGAGAAGGAGGUUGUUAUUUACUAAAGUAUGUCAUCAAUUUAGAAUAACACCUGGAAAUCACCUACCAAACUUAAAAUGGUUUUUCCAUCCCAUCUGUGCUCCUUCUUAACUCCAAAACCUUAAUCUUACUGCUCAGUGUUCGGUGCAAAAUGUGAAUUUAAUUGUCAGGUGGAUUUUCAGCUGUUUGAUUGUCAUAGGUUUCAGGAGCAGGAGAGAGGAGGUGUUAAUUUUUCGGAGUUGACUCAAACUGAACGUACACUCUGUGCUGUGAGACUAGUUUGUACGGUGCCCAAAAGUGCUUCAGUGUUGAUUCACAUUUAAGGACCUUUAUUUGAAUACAAAAGUGGUAUUUAGGUUACAAGAGUCAUCGGUUUAUGGAGUUCUAUUUGUGAUUAAAAUGUCUACGAGGCCCAAAUUUAACUCCAUGUGUGUUCAAUAUUGUAUGACUUGUUAGACAUGCGUAUCUGCUCACACUGUGGGGCUCUCUUGUGCCGAUGUAAAUACUGAAUCUGUAUCGCUGUGAUGUAAAACAAAUAUUAAACCAGAGUCUGAGCCUUU
Molecule: messenger RNA, 5048 nt
Organism: Perca fluviatilis (European perch)
Lineage: Eukaryota; Metazoa; Chordata; Actinopteri; Perciformes; Percidae
Product: transmembrane protein 163-like
Exons: 9
Coding region: 214-1071 (285 amino acids)
Cellular component (GO): synaptic vesicle membrane
Molecular function (GO): zinc ion binding
Source: RefSeq, a predicted model, not a curated record